Molecule: messenger RNA, 1566 nt
Organism: Lithohypha guttulata
Lineage: Eukaryota; Fungi; Ascomycota; Eurotiomycetes; Chaetothyriales; Trichomeriaceae
Exons: 1
Coding region: 1-1566 (521 amino acids)
Source: RefSeq, a predicted model, not a curated record
AUGGACAAAGAAAUGAAGAUAAGAGGCCUGGCCUCGGCGACGGUCAGGAAGCAGCGCAUGCAUGAACGCCAGAAACAGAAAGAGCUGAUGCGCGAGGAAAGGGAAGAACGUAAGAGGAGGAUGAUAAGAUAUAGCGAAAUAUACGCUUCCAGUUCGGAAAGCUCGCGUUCGAAUUCACCAGAGAAUGAUUCUACAGCUGAUACACCCUCCGAAUCACCUUCAGAAUGCAGCAUAACCACACCGUCAAACUCAUUCUCACCCAACGUCGAGAUCAGACUCCAGAAUAUAAACUUUACAAAGGAUGUACUACUCAAGAAAGAGGACGAGGAUGAAACCACAUCGAAGAGACCGGUUCUGGAUAGAAGGCGUUCGAAAUCAAAACCCGCAGCACCGACCAUGCUCGCGGCAUCUCUGACUACAGUUUCUGAUUUCCGGUAUGACCGUUUCUCGACCUUCAUCGAGCCAGUCAAAAUACAUGAGGCAAGCGAGAGUGAAUCAGCAUCUACUGACGAAGACGACUCGGACGAAGACUAUUCUCCAAUUGAAGUCGCAACACCUGUGGCAAUCCGCAUGCCAAUUAGUCGGCCUUCUGUGAUAUCUGUAAUCAGUCCUGCUGCUUCUGAAAGUGGUCCCCAGAAAUUCUCCAUCAAGAAUAUCAACACAAUCAUGAUAAAUCCUCCAAGACCAAGAUUGGUAACCACAAAGACAGAACCGUCUCAGCCAAAGUCUCACCGCGACAGCGAAUUCCUGACAUCAGAGGCAAACCCACUAGAAGUUCCGACACCUUCCUCAGCGAGUGUUGUCAGUAUCGAACCAUCAUCUACACAAAGUCUUCGAAGUCUUCCCGCUUCUGAGCAGUCUCCUGCGGACGGAUAUCUCAAAAAGAAAUCAAGCAUGCCAAUGCUUGGCAAGUUUACUCAUUCUCGCAUGAACAGCAUAAAGAACUUCAUCAAGACACAAUCAAUCUCAGCUCCUCCACCUGCAAUACCUACAAUACCCUCUGCUCAUCAAAAUCGACCUUCCGAAAACAUGAGCUUGUCAUCACCUGGCUAUGAAUUCAGACCAAACGCUCCUAAAGUUCGUCCGGCUUCGCCUCGAAGGUCCUUGACCGAGCCUUCUCUUCUGAAGGUGAUCCCGCAGCAUCAGAGGCCUCAAACUGCUCGUACUGUAAGUCAAGCUAGUGCCAUAAGUGUUCCAACCCUUCCUCCCACGUCCGUGUCGAUGCCUACGGCAACAGCUACAGCUUCAAUGCAUUCCUUGAGCGAAGAGACGGAGCCACUCAUGGACCGCAAAAAGUCGUUCGCGAAUCUCAGACGGAGGAGCGGGAGUUUAGGUCAGGCGUUGAAGUUUGGCAGCAGCAAGAACAAGAUCUCUGCUUCGGAAGCGCCACUUCCUCCGGUACCGACCAUCAAUGUGCCCGCAGAAGAUUACAUCGAACCAAUGGACCAUGCUCCAAUCCCAUCGAGAGCUUCGAGAACUGUGAGAAGGAGUGGUAUGGGUUUAUACUCGCCAUUUCCGCAGGCACCGCAGAAAGGUGCACCUAUCGGUCUUGGUUUGAGGAUGUAA